Molecule: messenger RNA, 1202 nt
Organism: Psammomys obesus (fat sand rat)
Lineage: Eukaryota; Metazoa; Chordata; Mammalia; Rodentia; Muridae
Gene: Rab32
Product: RAB32, member RAS oncogene family
Exons: 3
Coding region: 171-842 (223 amino acids)
Biological process (GO): vesicle-mediated transport
Cellular component (GO): Golgi apparatus; vesicle; trans-Golgi network
Molecular function (GO): GTP binding; GTPase activity
Source: RefSeq, a predicted model, not a curated record
AGGAAGUGCUGCUGCCCGGCUCACCCAGUGCGGGGUGCACCCAGACUCUCCCGGGCCAGCUAUGCGCAGUGGGUUCCGGGUCCGGUGACUGGCGGGACAGCAUCGCCGAGUGCGCGGACGGAGGAUCUGCCCUGCUGGCCUUGAGAGAAGUUUCCACGGCAGUGGUGCCCAUGGCGGGCGAGGGACUCGGGCAACAGGGGGCGACGGCCACCGCGGCUCCUGAGACCCGUGAAUACCUCUUCAAGGUGCUGGUCAUCGGCGAGCUCGGCGUGGGCAAAACCAGCAUCAUCAAGCGCUAUGUGCACCAGCUCUUCUCCCAGCACUACCGCGCCACCAUCGGCGUGGACUUCGCCCUCAAAGUCCUCAACUGGGACAGCAGGACGCUAGUGCGCCUGCAGCUGUGGGACAUCGCGGGGCAGGAACGGUUUGGCAACAUGACCCGAGUAUACUACAAGGAAGCUCUUGGAGCGUUUGUAGUCUUUGAUCUAUCAAGAAGUUCCACAUUUGAGGCAGUCUUAAAAUGGAAAAGUGACCUGGAUAAUAAAGUUCAUCUUCCCAAUGGCAGCCCCAUUCCUGCUGUCCUCCUAGCAAACAAAUGUGACCAGAAGAAGGACAACAACCAGAGUCCUUCCCAGAUGGACCAGUUCUGUAAAGACCAUGGCUUCACUGGAUGGUUUGAAACCUCUGCCAAGGAUAAUAUAAACAUCGAUGAGGCCACCCGGUUCCUAGUGGAAAACAUGCUUGCAAACCAGCAACGCUUUCCUAAAGAAGAAACCGACAUGGACAAAAUUAAACUGGUUGAGGAGCCCCUCACUCCCAAACCCCGGUCCCAGUGCUGCUGAAGUGUCUUUGUACCCCCGUACUGUCUGCUUGGUCGUGUGUGUGUGUGUGUGUGUGUGUGUGUGUGUGUGUGUGUGUGUCUGAGGAUACUCACAGUGCCAUCAUCCCCUGUGAAUCUCUCUCAGGGGCGCUUUACCAUCCUUACUGCACAGGAACCGCUCUUCUGAAGCUAGAGAUCGGUGGAGAACUGUUCCCACUAGAGGCCCCGGGACUCUGCCGGAUGAUCCCUAGGCUCUUUUUGUUCUGCCAAAUGCAGACUAAUGUUUACAUCCUUUGAAACAUUUUUGUACAUGAAUUUCAAGUGUUAGCUUUCAGUGUAAGUACUGGAGUAGUAGUAAAACUUCCUCAUGGGGUUUAUGACA